Molecule: messenger RNA, 748 nt
Organism: Suricata suricatta (meerkat)
Lineage: Eukaryota; Metazoa; Chordata; Mammalia; Carnivora; Herpestidae
Product: zinc finger protein 660-like
Exons: 2
Coding region: 312-656 (114 amino acids)
Biological process (GO): regulation of transcription by RNA polymerase II
Molecular function (GO): DNA-binding transcription factor activity, RNA polymerase II-specific; RNA polymerase II cis-regulatory region sequence-specific DNA binding
Source: RefSeq, a predicted model, not a curated record
UGCAGAAGAGCUUCAGCUUUAGCUGGAACCUGUUACAGCACCAGCGCUCACAGGGGUACGAAGCUCUUACUAGUUUGCCUGGUGCAGUGACUGCUUUGGGCACAGCUCUUAUCUGCUCAAGCCCCAAUGUUCACACACUGGGGAGAAGCCUUAUCAUUGUGAGUGGGGCAAGAACUUCACCGACAGUUCAGACUGCCGAUGACACCAGCAUACACAUAUAAUUAAGAAUGAUCCUUCAAGUGUUCAGAGUGUGACUGUGGCUUUGGUGAGGGCAUCCAAUUCACUGAGUACCAGCACAUCUACUUCGGUGAAUGACCCUAUGCCUGUUCAGAAUGUGGCAAAAGCUACCCACAGCUCCAAGCUCCUUAGACACCAAUGCUCCCAUGCAGGCGAGAAGCCCUAUAAGUACCCCAGUUGCAGCAAGUUUUGGAGACCAUUCACAUUUGCUGCAGCACCAACAUACUCAGGCUAGCAGCCUUACACUUGGCAGUGAGUGUGGCAAGAGCUUCAGCCAGAAUUCCGACCUGCUCAUCCAUCAGAUGGCCCACAGUGAGAAGCCCUAUGCCUGCCUGCAAUGUGGCAAGGCAUUUGCCCACAGCUCCAACCUAGGUUUGCCGACCUCCCCUAUGCAGAGUCCAGCUGACGUUCAAGAGUGAAGCAAAGAGGGCCUCUGAAAGUUCGGAUGUAUCCAAGCCCAUGCUCCCAAGCUCAAGCAGUCAACUCCCAGGAAAGUCCACACUCAGAACCU